AUGUUCCACACGUUUGAAGGGUUUGAGAACCCAACCGCAACAAGCGCAGUCCGCAACCGGGCUACCAGUGAAAGACGUGAGUCAAUCAGCCGUCGCGUCACCACUCUCCGAGCUUGUACCUCGUGUCGGCACCGCAAGAUCAAAUGCGAUGGCGAAAAACCUUGCGAGGCAUGUCGAUGGUAUAAGAAAUCAGAUCAAUGCCACUAUUCAGACCCGCGGCCGUCGAGAAGGCACGUAGAAAAAUUGUCUACCACCCUAGAAGAGUACAGGAGUAUUCUAGGAAGACUGUUUCCAGAUUUACCACCAGAGUCACUGGUCAACUUGUCACGGGAGAAACUACUUGAGCUCACCACCGCCUCGGCAGGCUCUCAUGUUCAAACCCUCUCUCAACAUCCCGAGUCCCCUGCAACAUCGGCUUCAUUAGACGCUCAUCUUUCACCUUGUUCAAAUGAAGAUGAUAACCUGGAGUCCCUCCAGAGUAUGCCGGAGGAACUACCGGACAGCCGCAAUACCAGUUCAACGGACUUGGCAGAAGGCGUUUCUGACGAUGUCAAUGCACUGUCCUUGUCUGCAAGGCAACCCUCAUCAUACUUGGGUGUAUCGUCAAUACAGGCAGUGAUCAAAGUGAUAGUCUGGCUGGACCCAGGCUGUGCUUCUUACUUUUCACGAACCCCAGAGGCCGAGCAGGAUGGGGGGAUAGGCUGGCCCCAUCGUGCGCCUAUCACACCACCACAACCAUGUAUUCCGCCGUCAGAGAUGCAGAUGCUCGAUGCUUACUUCCUUUACUUCCAAGCUUUUGCUCCAAUGAUCGAUGAGCGAUCCUUUCGUGAGACCUACUGUGCUGGCCGGCGUCGAGAUGACCAUUGGCUUGCAUUGCUGAACAUUGUUCUUGCUCUGGGCAGCAUCGCGGCCACUGGCCCUGAUGAUGUGACACACCAGACAUAUUUUCUUCGAUGCAAGAGCCACUUGAGUAUCAGCUCAUUAGGAAGCUCUCACAUCGAGAUCGUUCAAGCACUUGGCCUGGUGGGUGGUUGGUAUUGUCACUACAUCAGCCAGCCAAAUCUGGCAUACUCUCUGAUGGGUGCUGCGCUUCGCAUGGCGGCUGCCCUGGGUCUUCACAAGGAAUUUGCAGACACCCGACAACUUCCCAGUCCAGCCAAACUCGCCUCAAUGGACCUCAAGCGCCGUGUGUGGUGGUCUUUGUUCUGCAUGGACACCUGGGCAGGUAUGACGCUAGGUCGACCUAGUAUGGGACGCACAGGCUCGACCAUUACCGUGAAGCCACCUCUCUGUCGAGAUAAGGAGAAUGUUCUCGAAAUUCUACCCUUAGUCGAAAAUAUUCGCUUCGCCAAAAUUGCAACCCAAGUCCAAGAAUCACUCGCCGCAGCGCCACUGGUCAAACACCAGGAAAUGGCACACGCCGAUACUCAGCUGCUCGAAUGGUGGGACAACCUUCCAUCUGUGUUGAAAAACCACGAACCUUGCUCGGAGUCAAUUAACACCGUCCGAACGGUCAUGCGCUGGCGUUACUACAAUCAACGGAUUCUUCUAUACCGGCCAACAUUACUUAGCUAUGCAAUGCGUCGGGUCCCAUAUAUUGCACUACGCUCUGAAGAGCGCACAGCAAUAGAGAGAUGCCGCGAGGUUGCCCAACAAUCCAUUGAGAAUAUUGCUGCGACCGCUCAGCUCAAUCAGCUUUGCGGCUGGAAUGCUGUCUGGUGGACCUUUCAAGCUUCGAUGGUUCCUUUGGUCGGGUUAUUCCUUCAUGAUCCUACUGCAGAUGAUCCUCGCGCCUCGAUUGAAUCCUGCCAGGCACAAGUUGAGAUGGCUAUGAUGACCCUUGCGCGCAUGCAGUCCUUUGGACAUACAGCAAAGCGCUCUCUGGAUGCAAUAUCUCGUAUAUACGAAGCCAGCAAGCGCGGGCAGGACCUUGCCGAGCCUGAGUCGGCAGUUAUUGGCCUUGGUGGCUCUUAUCCUGCUGGUCGCGAUUUGUCGCUCCUAUUCACGUCGCCAUCAGAUCCGUGUCGCAGUAAUACCACAAUGACAGAAAACGGGUUCCUUGAUCCCCUUGCUACCCCUUUCACGGACGAUUCUGGUGGUCAAUAUCUCUGGGAGUAUCUGAGCUGGAGUGACAAUAGCCUCUGGCCUGGAAUUGUAGCAGAAGUUGAUGGAAGAAAUGAUGCCAUGGCUUUGCUGACUCCUGAUCAUGACAAAGGUCCGAAAUACGGAGAUCAACCGGCAUACUUUGACCCCAUGCCGGAGUCUGGAUAUGGUGUUCAUGCGGGUUUUUAUUACUAA
Molecule: messenger RNA, 2298 nt
Organism: Penicillium brevicompactum
Lineage: Eukaryota; Fungi; Ascomycota; Eurotiomycetes; Eurotiales; Aspergillaceae
Exons: 3
Coding region: 1-2298 (765 amino acids)
Biological process (GO): positive regulation of transcription from RNA polymerase II promoter by galactose; DNA-templated transcription
Cellular component (GO): nucleus
Molecular function (GO): zinc ion binding; DNA-binding transcription factor activity, RNA polymerase II-specific; RNA polymerase II cis-regulatory region sequence-specific DNA binding
Source: RefSeq, a predicted model, not a curated record